AUGCUGGUGUGCGUGACCGACUCGGACGAUGAGCAGCGGCCCCUCGAGGGCGGCGAGGUCAGAGACGAGAAGCAGCAGCCCCUCGAGGACAGCACUGUUGAGGACGACGAGGGGUGCCCGACGCCCAUCGAGGACGGCGAGGUCAAUGACGAGAAGCAGCAGCCCCUCGAGGACGGCGGGGUCAAUGGCGAGAAGCAGCAGCCCCUCGAGGGCGGCGAGGUCAAUGACGGGAUGCCGCAGCCCGCAGAGGACGGCGAGGUCGAAGGCGAUGAGCAGCAGCCUGCGGACGGCGAGGUCAAUGACGAAGAGCAGCAGCCCGCGGACGGCGAGGCCAUGGAUGAGGAGCAGCAGCCCGCGGACGACGGCGAGGUCAAGGAUGAGGAGCAGCAGCCCGAGCACGACGAGGUCAAGGAUGAGGAGCCAGAAGCUCGGGGGCCCAUGCGAGUCAAACGCGGAAUCCUGUUCUACCGCAGCCUGACGGGCAAGAGGAAGAAGAAGAAGCGGGACAGCAAGGAGAAGAGCACGGCGAACUCCAAGAAGAAGAAGAAUGCUGCUGCCCCGCAGACAUCUGCGGCCGCCAGUUCUUCAGGCGCGCUGCCCGCCUGGCCCGCGGCCACGCCGCCCCCCAAAGCCAAGAAGGCGAAGGUCAAGAUCGCGGCGGCGGGCUCCGGCAAGGACGCGGUACCAGCUGGCAAGGGCAAGGGCAAGGGCAAGGGCCCCGAGGGCACGGCGCCCGCGGGCAAGGGCAAGGGCAAGCGCAAGACUCGAGGCCCCGCAGCCGACAAGGGCAAGGGCAUGGACAAGGCUGGGGCCGCCGCAGCGGGCAAGGGCAAGGGCGAGACUGGAGGUGCCGCGAUGGGCAAGAGCAAGGAUCCGACGUCGACAGGCUCUGCGGCGGGCAAGGGCAAGGUCAAGGACGCGAUCUCGAGCAAGGGCAAGGGCGAGGACAAGUCGACUGGAGGCUCCGCAGCAGCGGGCAAGGGCAAGGGCAAUGUCACAGACGCGAUGAUCUCGGGCAAGGGCAAGGGCGCGAUGAUCUCGGGCAAAGGCAAGGGCGCCGUGAUCUCGGGCAAGGGCAAGGGCUCAGGCAAGGUGCAGAAGACGAUCUCGAAAGAGCACGACCCAGAGGUUGACGACGAGGACGGCGAGGGGGCAGACGCCGAGGUGGGAGCUCUAGACGAGGACAACGAGGCGCCAGAGGUGGCCCAGGACGAGACCAAGACGUCCUACGUCGGCGAGUCGGGGCAGGAGAUUCGGCUGCACCUCAGGCGCAGGGAGAGCGAGAAUACCACCUGCAUCGACUUCAAAAGCUGGGGGCCUGGAGGUUUCAAGCAGUUUGUCAUGCUGACGGACAGGGUGGCGGAGAAGUGCAUGGGCCCGCUAGGCGUCGUCGACGGCAGGGAGGCGUCGCGGCAGCUCAUGCGGAUGGUUUGGGCCGAGCUGAAGGCCAAGAAGAUCGCCGACAAAGAGCAGGCCAAGCAGGCCAGGAACCAGAUCCUGGCA
Prorocentrum cordatum is the source of this 1503-nucleotide messenger RNA. Lineage: Eukaryota; Dinophyceae; Prorocentrales; Prorocentraceae. The record is from the annotation of a GenBank genome assembly.